This is a messenger RNA of Pyrus x bretschneideri (Chinese white pear), 788 nucleotides long. RefSeq lists its product as uncharacterized. Bases 56 to 610 code for a protein of 184 amino acids. NCBI's taxonomy places the organism in Eukaryota, Viridiplantae, Streptophyta, Magnoliopsida, Rosales, Rosaceae. The record is from RefSeq and is a predicted model, not a curated record. The transcript is spliced from 2 exons.
AUCUAAUUUCUCAGCAAGUGCUUACAAUUAGCAGUCUCCGUUUCUGUGGCCGGCCAUGGUGGACGAAAGCAAUCCCUCCAAGAAACGGAAGUUGGGCUCCGGCGGCCAGACCCGGAACCACUUCGUGAACUAUAAUCCGGAUCCAGAUCUCCCUACGACCCAACCGUCGUCCAAUUGCAAGAAACUUUGUACUGCUCAUUGCACUAGAUCAUCUCCAACUACUCCUGCCAUCCAGGACUACCACAAGAAAGACGAGGGUUCGAAAGAAGCUGUAGGACCUCGAGGCGUAAAGCGAAAACUAAGCUAUGACGAUGCAAGUGAAGACCAAUUGACAGUAAGCAGUACUGAAACGACUUCUGAAGAUACCACACCUGUUGAUGAACACUUGAAGCAGCUGUCGGAAAUAAUAGACACCAUUGAAGGUAGUUGCCCCGACUUGAUCGGCCCAGUCAGUCUCCUUGAUCUCUUUAGUCCUCCUUCAGGUUCUAAAUCUAAAGAUGGUUGUAAAAAGGCCACUAGAGGAGUUAUGCUGUUAAAAGAAGGAUUAAGUAUACUCACUGAAGCCAAACACCUGUUAACCGUUGUGGAUGAUUCAGAGGCCGAAAAGUGAAUUUCAUUGAUAUCUCGACACUUGAUAUCAUGAGGUGGUAUAAAAUUUAGUUCCCCUAAAUUAUUCUUGUUAUCAUAUCAAAUAGCAAUAAAUAUUGUAGUUCUACAAUAUGUAUGUUAUAUGUCAGAAUUUUUAAAUUAAUAAAUCAGGUAAACAAUCCGUUUAUCUUGCUUGCUAA